UGUGGACUGUGUGGUAUGUCUGGAUUAUUUAAACAAGUGAUUCAGUAAUAACAAUAUUAUAUUUUCUAUCUGUGGACUGUAUUAUGUCUGGAUUAUUUAAAAAAGCGAUUCAAUAAUAACAAUAUUAUAUUUUCUAUCUGUUGACUGUGAUGGUAGGCUAUAUUUGAGUUAUUUAAACAGGAGAUUCAAUGAUGAUAAUAUUUUUGUGAUAAUACUGUUGUUUUAUAUUUACAUAUAAGAUAGAUCUAUCAAAUUGACUUGAGGCUGUGAUUGAUGGUGAUUGAGUUGUGAUUCUGACAUACGCUCGUAUUACAGGGUUUAGUUCAUUAUAAAUAGUUCGUUUGGCCUAAUGGUAUAUAUAUUUUUUAAAUGUACAUUAGUCUAUUCACUGUAACCUUCGCUGUAGUAUUUACUAUUUAUGGUUUACUGUGAUUGUUAGAGUUGUAUUACAAACUGAAGGUUUCUAGAGUACUUGUGUUUUGUUAUAUAAUACAGUAUUAUUUCUCUAUCAGUAUUAUUUAUCUUGAAAUACAAAGGAAGUGAUAAUAAUACUCUUGAUCCUUGAUUUGUUUACUGUUUGUAAACAUGGCUGCUAGAACUAAAGUUGCUUUAAAAAAGGGAAAAGCAAACAAGAGGAUAAGCAAACCAAGUGAAGUGAUUGAGAUGAUUGUGUUUUUGAGAGACAGAACUGGGAUACAUUUUAAUUUAGAAGAUGGCCAUCUUGCACAAGCUGAUGAUCUGUUAGAUCUUGUUAUUGACGAAAAGAAUUUACCAGAUAUAGCUAAACAAGCUUUUGCUCUGUGGAUAGUUUCUGAUCUUUUAGAUUUACGUAUGAAAAGAAGUCAUCAUCCGUAUCAUGUAGUAGAGAAAUGGGAUGAAUUAUGUGUUAUUUAUACAGGAGCUGAAUUUGAAGAUAUUGUUAAAUCGGAACCGGUAUUAAUGGUACAGAGAGACGUUUUCUUUACUCUAGAUCAAGAGAGAAAUAUAACUAAUGAACAGAUGUUGUGUCUAUUAUAUCAUGAAGCUAAAUUUAAUGUAAUAGAAGGAAGAUAUGUUUUAUAUCCUGAAGAUUACAAUAGAUUAGCAGGAUUACAGGCCUUAAUCCAUUUGGGAAAAUAUGAUCCUAAAGAACAUGUUCCAGCUCGUUACAGAUCAUCCAUUAUACAAUUCUACCCUGAACAUAUGUACCAGAAACAGAAGUUUUUAUUUUUUACCACAUCAAAGAAUAACGAAGGAGUGGAAUGUGAGGAUUUGAUGAGAGGAGCACAUCAGGAAUUAUCUAAUGAAUUUGCUGAUCUAGAUAUACCUAAUAAUCUAAGUCUGCUCUAUCAAAAAUAUCUAGAUGUCUGUCGUACAUAUCCUAUGUAUGGGAGUGCAUUUUUCCAUGGUCAAAUAGAAAGGCCAGUGAAUAGAUUUAAGAGAAUGAUGAAUAUUGGUACCAGUGUAAAAUGUUUAAUUGCCAUCAAUACAGAUUGUGUUACUUUAAUUGAUAAAGAAAGUCGUGUGGUAUUAUUAACAGUACCGUUUACACAGUUGUCAUGGCGAUAUAAAGAAGCUGAGUUUGAUGUAGAUGAUGAAACAAUGGAUUGUUUAUAUUUACAAUUUUUAUAUGAUUGUCCACAACAAGGACAGGUUACAAAAUUAUUAGAAGUCUAUUCAAAAGAGGCUAAAUUAAUGGAUGCUUUAAUAUCAUCAUGUGUAAAACGUAAACUAGAUUUAGGUGUUGAACCAGAAGAUUUUGUUGAUGGUCGUGUUACAUCAGAUUCUGAUAACAAUAUGAAAGUGAUACAUAAAAUGGAUAAAUUAUGUUGUGCCACAUAUACAGUACAGGGAAAUAGAAUUGAUUGAUGCGCUGCUAUCUAAUUCUCAACUCCUGCAUGUUCUGGUUAAUCUACUCUACUAAGCAACAUUAGCCAGUCUCAAAGCUUGAACUGUGAUAUUUCAUUAUCAUUCCUUUUUGUAUUUACAUAUCUAUGGACUGGUGCCAGUUUCUGUUUGACUUAAUAACAACAGUUUCAAAUACAUAUGCAAUAUGGAAUGCCACUAUUGCCAGCUUCUGACGUUUUUAAUCAUUUUCUGAUCAUUCUAUUAACUCAGACAAUUUUAUGAGAUAUUAGAACUAUCUCCAUGUUCCCUGUGUAUUACCCUGAAAAUACUAGUCCGAAACUUGUAUUGGUGGAAGCUUUAAUAUUAUUAUGCCAUGUAUUUCUUUUCUCUAUAUGGAAUAGAUGACCAUAAGAAGGGCUUGCCAAACAGAUGGUAAAUACAGUAGUCAUCUAUUCUACUCGCACAUAAGUAGCCAUUUCCCAUCACCAUUGUUGAGUGGUGAAGGGUUUUAGGAACAAACUACAACUGGAGACUUGCUUUUUAAAUAAAAGGAACCAAUAUAUGUUACUAUUAAAACAUGUUACUACUAAAAUGACAACAAAAUUGUCUAUAUCCACUUCAGUCAUGAUUACACAAAAUUGAUAAAGAGCUUCGGCCUGAAAAUGGUCUGUCAGUACAUGUCUAAAAGUAUUUUUUGAGUAGAAGUCGGAAGUAUGUAACAAGUUACUUAAUCCGCCAAUAAAAUUAAAGGAAGUGUUUCACGCACCAUAUCGAACUCAAUUCAGUUUGGAUUUUUAUUACGAGAUAUUCCAUUAUUUUUUAUUAUAUUAUUUUUAUAUUUGGCAUGCGCACAAGUAGUUGCUCGCGUUUCAUGGCAAGCCCUGAUAAGUCAUAAUGGAAAUAAUAAGCCUCCAAUAUACAAAUACAACAAUUUUGGUCCCAUAAUGUACAUAUAGUUUGUUAUAACUGUCUUAAAGGGUAAGGGGGUUGGGUGACUGAAUGGUUUAACAUGUCAGCUUUAUAUCAUAAGGUCUGACAGUGAAUCUACGUGGCAUGGUUUUGAUUCCCCGUUUCUAUGUUACAAUGAGUAGGGUCGCAUGAUUUGCUCCAAGUUAUCUGCUUUCCUCCCACACGUAAAGAACCCUAUGAUAUAAAAUGGAAGCAUAUGUUAGACCCGAAAUGAACUAGUUUAUAUUAUUUGAAUGUUAAAUAAAAUGAAAUGGGGUUUAACGUCCUACUGGUCUGCUCAAACUGGGCUAAUGAAGACGGUUAAACAAUAAACCCAAUUUCUCUCUCCUAAAGGGUAAAAUAUUCCAGUUCUUGUAGAUUAAAUACUUUGUGAAAUAGAAUCAAACAGUUUUUUUACUUAAAGAGUCGUAUUAUUGACACAUUUGCUUAUAAAUUGAUCACAUUUUUUCUAUGCUUUAUAAACCAAUUUACAAUUAUAAAUCCACAUUUAUUUCCUUACAAUGUCAUUGUUGUCUUUAUGUUUUCGAUAAAUUUAAAUGGCUUUACAUUAUUUGACAACCACAUAUUAAAUUUAUAUUGUUCAGUCUGAUAUUAUUGUUUUGAUUGAAGCUAUACCAAGUGCUUUUCCAAAUAAACUUACAUUGUUUAAUUUCUUAGCAUGGUCUCUUUUAAAUAUAUUUUAUUACAAUUUAUUUGUAUUGUUCCUCAAUAUAUAUUGAUCUCUAAUUGUAAAUUUUGUAAAUAUUUGUAAAUAUUAAAAUUAUGUGUUUUAUUGCAAUUUAGAUUUAUUUCAUUUUCAAGUUUCAUAUAGACUUGAGGAUAAAUCAAAUAGCAUGACUUAAAGAUACAUUAUGGGAUAUAAGAUAAAGAGAUGGCAAUUCUCACUAUAAUAGUUAAAAACUAGAUAGUGUAAAGGUAAUUUGCUGAAAAUUUCAGUGCAUUACUCGUGAAUAUAUAUAUAUAGAAAGUUAAAUAUGCAAAACUGAAUCAUAACUCAACAUAAGGAUGAAUCCACACAGAUCCCACUUUGCCAAUCCCAAAAAUAGAAUGACUCCACUAAGCGAACAUUUGGAUAUAUGUGGAAGAGGAAAUUUUUGGGUAUUCCCCUUACAUAAACUGGUCCGACAAUAAUUUGCUAGAAAAUAAAGAACAGCAAUUUAUUUCACUAGAUGGAGUUUUGAAAGCUUAGUUAUGACAUAGUGUUAGUUCUAAAGUAUAAAUGACACAGACAAUGCGGUCAUUUAAUACCAUCGGAAGAAAUCUAAAAUAAAUUAGACAAAAAUGUAUCUGCAUGUAUGUUAUUUUUUUUUUUUGGUAUUUUUUUAAUGUCUUAGCUAAUAAAUCUGUUUAGUGUAUUGGAGUUUUCAGACUACUUCAUUAAUAAUUCAUAAUUGUUAAGUAUUCAACUGACUUCAGUAAUAAAUAUAUCCUUAUUGUUUAUUCAAGUUUACAUAUCAUUUUAAUAUUUUUAUUCAGUAACGAGAAUUAUUGUAAUUGCCACCACAUCAUGACAACAAAAAUUAAUACAUAUAUAAUGCUUAAUACAUAUUUUUUCUUUAAAUAAAAAAUUAUUCACGGGUCACAAUUGUCCUAUUUCUUAUAUAAAUAGGCUUUUAUAAAUUGCUCACAAAAGGCACAUCUGUUGAUACAGCACACAGUUUAUAGAAUAUAUUAAUCUUCACAAGGUGCGGACUGGCCCUCAAACCAUCGGACCUUUUUCAAAAUAAAUAAAAUUCACCUUCCAUCAACUCAAAAAUAUAAUGGCCAAAAUCCGAGAAAAAAAAUGAUCUAUGUAAAAUACGGGAAAGUUGAGUCACUUUACCUUAGCCCAAGGAAACCAGAUGGUUGAGGGUCCAGAACUACCCAGUUCGCACAUGGUUCUUUAAAAUAAACUUAUCCUUCCAGUUGGAAGGAAUUAAGCCUUAAACUGAUUGUAGAUAUGCUUUGUCAAUCAUACUAAAUGUGGAUGUUUAAAUGAUAUGCCUUGCAGCCUUUAAUUGUUUAGGUUUUUUUUUGUACUUUGCAUUUUUUAAACAGAUCUUUUGAUAUAUAAAUAAAAAUAUACAUAUGUGAAUGUGAUGAAA
Messenger RNA from Patella vulgata (common limpet), 4880 nucleotides. RefSeq names its product putative FERM domain-containing protein FRMD8P1. The record is from RefSeq and is a predicted model, not a curated record. Gene Ontology annotation, cellular component: plasma membrane; cytoskeleton. NCBI's taxonomy places the organism in Eukaryota, Metazoa, Mollusca, Gastropoda, Patellidae. Gene Ontology annotation, biological process: negative regulation of canonical Wnt signaling pathway. The transcript is spliced from 11 exons. Bases 586 to 1848 code for a protein of 420 amino acids.